UCCAUCGAUCUAACCUACCUAGCUUAGGUAUCAAAAGACAACCGAAGACUCGAUCUCGAGAUGCUCAUAGGGAUCUGCGGCGCAAUCUGCGCGGGCAAGCAUUCCGUCCUGGACUACCUCGUCACCCAACACGACUUCCAAGUGCUGGCUCUGGCCUCGGACGAGCAAGACUCUUCGAUCUCUCUUCCGCGGACAAGACACAUCCAGCCGAUCACCACAUUCCCCACCAUUGACCGACUCCUCACCCAUGCAACCCGCGACUGGCGCAAGAACUUCGUCACCGUCUCCAUCCACUCCACCGAAACCGUCGACAUCCUCUCCCGCCGUCCUUGUUUCCUCCUCCUCCACGUCGACGCUCCAGUCACUCUCCGCUGGCAACGCUACUCCGCCCUCCAUACCCCUCCUCCCUCCCUAGAGUCCUUCAUUACCCUCUCCGACACACACCUCUACUCUCCUCCCCACCCUCUAGCUGCCCUCUCCAAACGUGCCUCCCUCACAAUCCUCAACUCUGCAACCUCGACAUCUACCCUUCGCGCCUCCCUCGACAAACUGAACCUACCCGACCCGACGAGGUUAAGACCAACCUGGGACCAUUACUUCAUGACCCUCGCCUCCCUUGCCGCCCGCCGCUCUAACUGCAUGCGUCGCCAAGUCGGCUGCGUGCUUGUCCGCAACUCCCGUAUCCUCGCGACGGGAUAUAAUGGUACUCCUCGUGGGGUUCGGAACUGCAGCGAAGGCGGGUGUCCGCGCUGUAAUAACGCUGCAGCGCUCGAUACUUGUCUUUGUAUCCACGCGGAGGAGAAUGCACUUCUUGAAGCUGGGCGGGAGAGGAUCGGAGAUCGAAGCGGACCACCGGGGAGUGGAGCGGUGCUGUAUUGCAAUACAUGCCCUUGCCUGACUUGCACGAUGAAAAUUGUGCAGGUGGGAAUUGCAGAGGUGGUGUUCAGCCAGAGCUAUUACAUGGAUGCAGAGGCGGCGAAGGUGUUUGAGGAGGCGGGAGUGAAGUUGAGGCAAUUUGACGGCGGGUUGGUGGGUGGAGAGGGAGUUGUGGAUGUUGGGGAGGGGUGGGGUGGGUAG
Messenger RNA from Zymoseptoria tritici IPO323, 1077 nucleotides. RefSeq lists its product as uncharacterized. Bases 61 to 1077 code for a protein of 338 amino acids. NCBI's taxonomy places the organism in Eukaryota, Fungi, Ascomycota, Dothideomycetes, Mycosphaerellales, Mycosphaerellaceae. The transcript is spliced from 3 exons. The record is from RefSeq and is a predicted model, not a curated record. Gene Ontology annotation, molecular function: hydrolase activity; zinc ion binding.